AUGUCUUUCCUUUUGGAUAAAAUUCCAUUAAAAGUUUCAUCAUAUUUCGACAUCACAGUUCAAUACUGCACAAGGGAUUGCAAGAUGUCAGCAGAUCUUAUGAUGAAAUGUCUUUCAAUGAAUGAAUAUUUGGUUGGUGAAAACAUCACUAAAAUCGUUCUUACAUUGAAAGACAUUUUCCGAAACAUUAUGACGAAAAGUGAUGCAUUAAAGUUGCUCAAAAUGCUCAGACAAUCACAACACUUAACACAAGAACAGUCUGUUAUUUCUGCUGUUCCUUUAGUUGCUUUUGAUUUGGAUGACGCAUUCCCUGUAUCAAUCAAACCAACUCCUUUUGCAUUUUCUUUCUUGUUUGAUGUGAUGAAUUCUGGAUGUUUGAGUGUGAAACAAAUGCACAGAGUUUUAGAUUUCUUCACUACAUACAAAUCAUCAAUUGAUGAUGAGAUGAAAGAGAAUCUUUUCAACGAACUUUGCACAUUGAUGUCUGUUGAAAAUACUAUAGAAACAUCUCUCAAACUUACAAAUCUUUUGAAAUUACUUUCUACAUGA
Messenger RNA from Trichomonas vaginalis G3, 549 nucleotides. RefSeq lists its product as uncharacterized. Lineage: Eukaryota; Parabasalia; Trichomonadida; Trichomonadidae. The record is from RefSeq and is a predicted model, not a curated record. The transcript has a single exon. Bases 1 to 549 code for a protein of 182 amino acids.